AUGACGAUGGCGAUGAUGUUCCUGGGGGCGGUUGACAGCAAAGGCUUGGAAGUGAUGUGGCAGCUAAAGGCGCUCAUCCGUCUGCCCCUUCCUGCAGUCUUAUGUGGUCUUUUCCUGACAUUGCAGGGCUGUGAGGAGCUGCAGCAUGUCAAGAAGGAAGCAGAGGCGGUGUUUGAUGGAACCAACGAAACCAAGAGACGCUUCAAGAGUUCCGGGAGGCCUGGGAAUCAGACUGACCGCGAAGGCCCCACGUAUGCUCCCGUGGCCAAACGAUCCAGGAGCGUGCAAGAGUCCUCCAUCCCACUCUCCGCCGUCUCUUGGUCGGGAGGUCAGCGACUGCUGAUGGCAGUUUCACCCGUCUCCUCAAGCGGUGAGCUGCUGCCGGCACAGAAACUGGUCGUCGACACGGGCUCAUCGACGCUUGCGUUUUGUCAAAGCAGCUUUCUUCAAGAGGCUGCUUUUGAGUCCACGGACUACAUCUCUUGCAAUCAGUACAAUCCAGGUGGUGAUCCGACGGGGUACUGGGGCCCCUUCGUCCAGGGAGACGUCCUGGCUGGCAACAUGACUUUCCAGAAGGCCUCGUACAGCAUUAUGGCUUUUGAGGAGAAUAUGCCGUGUAAAGACGGCAUUCAAGGAAUCUUCGGCAUUGCUUUCCGCCAGUUGGAUGUGGCCUAUCCUGCGGGUACGACGCUGCCCAACUGGGACACCGGCAAGGCUUCGUGCCCAGACGCAGCGGGUGUGGUGCCACCUCCGAUGAUCCAGCAGCUUCGAUCGGAAGGUGGGGUGGAGAAGCUUGGUAUCUUCUGGUCCGGGCAGGUGGGAGAGAACCAGGGCCGACUGUACCUUGAUGCGGCGGCUGUGACGAACGAGCACUACAACAAGUCGUCAGUUCUGGGUCCGGCCGUGUUGGGAGAGGUCGGAUGGUACGACGUCACGGUGCAGAAGAUCCAGUUGGGCGGCCGGGAGUUCGCCAACUUCGAUUGCGAUCCGAACACGCCUGGUAAGCAGUGUAUCAUGGACACAGGAACCCCUGCUCUGGUGCUUCCGCCGGAGGUCUUCGAGGCUGCUGCCGAGCUGAUCAACUUCGGAGAGCCUGCGAGCCUGACCUUCUUCUUGCCUGGCGCCUCCGGGGAGCAGGAGGUUCCGGUGAGCUUUGACCUGAUCGCCCUGAACAACAUGGCGGCCCUGUCAAAAGGUGGGGCUGGGACCAACAUCAUCCUUGGGCUGCCUCUCUGGGCCUUCUACUACACCGUCUUCGACAUCACCGAUCAGUCCGUCUCCCUCUUCCCAAAGAAGAAGCUGCAGAGUCAGCCCAGCAUCCCAGCCCAGAGCCCCAUGGAGCCCCAGACCCCUCAGAGCCCCCAGAGCCCCCAGGUGAUACCCUGGCCCUUCGGGCCCUUUACGGGCCCUUCUCCCUGGACCCCUAUCCCGGGGCACCAGCCGGGAAGCUGGCCUGCACCGGUGGGAGGCUCUUGGCCUCAGCCUUCCGAUCCUUGGACCCCUUUCGGCGGCUUCGAAGAGGAGAGAAAGCCGGCGAAGCAGGGAGAGGGGCGGAGGAUGGGAGAGCUUCCAGUGCACAUCUGA
Symbiodinium sp. CCMP2592 is the source of this 1584-nucleotide messenger RNA. The record is from the annotation of a GenBank genome assembly. NCBI's taxonomy places the organism in Eukaryota, Dinophyceae, Suessiales, Symbiodiniaceae.